Messenger RNA from Neltuma alba, 1013 nucleotides. Its product is annotated as cytochrome P450 CYP736A12-like. The record is from RefSeq and is a predicted model, not a curated record. The transcript is spliced from 2 exons. Bases 51 to 929 code for a protein of 292 amino acids. Lineage: Eukaryota; Viridiplantae; Streptophyta; Magnoliopsida; Fabales; Fabaceae. Gene Ontology annotation, molecular function: oxidoreductase activity, acting on paired donors, with incorporation or reduction of molecular oxygen; monooxygenase activity; heme binding.
GGGGUAACAACGCUGACUUACUUGAUUUGAAGGUGUAUAUUCAUGAAGCAAUGAGCCUCGCCGGUGCUUUUAAUCUGGCGGAUGUCGUGCCUUGGCUUGGGCGAUUUGAUCUUCAGGGACUGAAACGAGCCAUCACAAAAAUCGGUAAAGCAUUUGACGAGAUACUAGAGAAGAUAAUUGAAGAGCAUGAAGAUGCUAUUAACUCACCAAAGGACCGACAAGACUUCAUAGACAUACUGCUCUCAUUGAUACACCACACCGUGGACGGACAAAACUAUGGCAUUGAACGAACUAACAUUAAGGCUAUUGCACUGGACAUGAUUGCUGGGGCAUUCGAAACUUCUACCUCUGUCAUUUUGUGGGCCUUAUCUUCACUAAUAAGGCAUCCUAGGGUUAUGAAAACCCUUCAAGAAGAGCUGGAAACUGUGGUUGGAAGGAACAAAAUGGUGGAAGAGACAGACUUAGCAAAGCUUCAUUAUUUAGAUAUGGUGAUCAAGGAGACCCUGAGAUUAUACCCUGCAGGAGCAUUGACCCCUCGAGAGUCAACGGAGGAUGCGGUAGUUGGUGGUUACUAUGUGAAGAAAAACACUCGAGUUCUAAUCAAUAUGUGGGCUGUAGGAAGAGAUCCUAAGGUCUGGUUUAAUGCCGAAGAUUUCUGUCCGGAGAGGUUUGUCGAGAAGAACGUUGACUUUCGAGGACUUGACUUUGAGUUCAUACCGUUUGGAUCUGGUCGCAGAGGAUGUCCUGGUAUACACAUGGGUUUGGUUACAGUUAAAUUCGUUGUAGCUCAAUUGGUUCAUUGCUUUAAUUGGGAGCUUCCGUUGGGACAGGAUCCGAAUCAAUUGGACAUGAGUGAGAAAUUUGGCUUGUCACUCCCAAGAGCCAAGAACCUGUAUGCUGUGCCGACUUCUCGCAUUAAGCCCCAUUAAAACUUGUUUGGAGUGCCCUGUACCGAUGUACAAUAAAUAUGAUAUGUAGAAUGGCUUGUUUAAUACUACCUCCGAUCUUAAUUA